This is a messenger RNA of Fusarium coffeatum, 1095 nucleotides long. RefSeq lists its product as uncharacterized. Lineage: Eukaryota; Fungi; Ascomycota; Sordariomycetes; Hypocreales; Nectriaceae. The transcript is spliced from 2 exons. Bases 1 to 1095 code for a protein of 364 amino acids. The record is from RefSeq and is a predicted model, not a curated record.
AUGCCCAAGAGAUCACUCGACGUCGCCAACAUGGGCGGUCCCAACGCUAAGCCUGCGCCCGCGCGAAAGACUGAGCGAUCCCACGAAGAGAACCAAGAGCGAGCAUACAUCGCUGCCUCAAGACGAGCAGACCGAUCUAUUGAAGCUCGUGUUCAGUCCGCCAAGAUGGCCAGCGAAAUCCACAAGAAACGAACGGGAAAGGCCUUCCGUAUAACGGAGGAGAUUGUUAUGAAGGAGGAGAUGUACGAGGAGGAAGACGAUGACUUCCCUCGAUCUUACCGACUUCUUAAAUCCAACAUGCAAACUUCCAGCGCUGAACUCAAUGCGAGAGUGGAUGCCUACCUUACAAACCGAGUGGCUAUGUCACAGCUUCUAUCUGCCACCGAAACUGACUGGCGCAACAACGAGAUCAACCAAACUUUUGCGCAAUUCUUUCCACAGGCCCAACGCCAAGCUCAAUCAAUGUCGCACCGCUGGUCAACACCAGGCUAUCCAGUGCCUCAACCACAAGGCAGCCACGUUACAAGCCCGAUGGAGCAACAGUUUGACCCAAACUUCCAGGCCGUCAACUACGCACAGCGACCAAACAGACAUGAUGAGCGCAGUCACUCCAUGUCUGGUUUGUCUCCCACCGAUUCAAGGAACGAUGCUCCCUUAUCGCCACCCGCUCUUACUCCAGGCUCAGGUUCUCAUCCCCAGACGCCCCAGUCCCGUUGCGCAUCCACCUUCACAAAUGUGCAGCCCCCACCUAUGAUGGACUUUAAUCACGAGAGUUCCGCAUUCACCACAGAACUUCCCGCCGAGGCUAAGAUGCUGCUAGGUGGCGUUGGCUUGAAUGACACGUUCAGUCCUGCUAUGUACGGCGAGCAACAGAAUUGGGGUGCUCAGCAGUCGUUUGGCUAUGGCGAUGAGCCUAAGUACUUCAAGGACGAGGAUGCUGAGCUUGGUGCAAAUAGUGAAAAGUAUCCCGAUGUACUUGACACGAUGAACUGGGGUGCCGGUGACUUCAACACACCGACCAAGCACUAUACCGAGGAGCCCUCCUGGGAUUCUUUCCUCAACGAUACAGUAUGGAGCACCGAGCAACAGCAAUAA